Molecule: messenger RNA, 3686 nt
Organism: Electrophorus electricus (electric eel)
Lineage: Eukaryota; Metazoa; Chordata; Actinopteri; Gymnotiformes; Gymnotidae
Source: RefSeq, a predicted model, not a curated record
GUUACGCGUGCUUCUCCACCGAGCUGAGGAUGGUACAAUGCUCAAAACAUCGUGGACGCUGCCUGACGGAAACAGUACACUCAUCUACAGAUUCUUCUAAUUUUGCCCGCAUCAUGCCUUACGUUGCAAAACUACUGUUGUUGAUAUUUUGUCUGCUUACUGUCGUUGACUGCGAGAAGCAGAAAAGCAGAAAACGGAGGUGGUCAGCAAACCUGGAAACCCAUAAGCAUGGAACGCCAUUAUCCAAAAAGGUUGUCGAUGGAACCAAGACACGCAAGGUGAAAACCAACCAUUUGCUGCGUGUGGAAGACCACGACUUUACCAUGAGGCCAGCAUUUGCAGGACCAGCCAUUCCUGUGGGCGUGGACGUCCAGGUGGAGAGCUUAGACAGCAUCUCAGAAGUGGACAUGGACUUCACCAUGACCCUGUACCUGAGGCACUACUGGAAGGACGAGCGGCUCUCUUUCCCCAGCAGCACCAACAAGAGCAUGACCUUCGAUGGCCGCCUGGUGAAGAAGAUCUGGGUGCCCGACGUGUUCUUUGUCCACUCCAAGCGCUCCUUCAUCCAUGAUACCACAACAGACAACAUAAUGAUCAGGGUCUACCCUGAUGGACAAGUUCUCUAUAGUCUCAGGGUGACAGUAACCGCAGCAUGCAACAUGGACUUCAGUCGUUUCCCUCUCGACUCUCAGACCUGCACGCUAGAGUUAGAGAGCUACGCCUACACCGAUGAGGAUCUGAUGCUUUACUGGAAGAGUGGAGAUGAGUCUCUCAGCACAGAUGACAAAAUCUCACUUUCUCAGUUCCUUAUUCAGAAGUUUCACACCACCUCCAGACUGGCUUUCUACAGUAGCACAGGCUGGUACAACCGUCUCUACAUCAACUUCACCCUGCGGCGACACAUCUUCUUCUUCCUCCUGCAGACCUACUUCCCCGCCACGCUCAUGGUCAUGCUGUCCUGGGUCUCCUUCUGGAUCGACCGCCGCGCCGUCCCCGCCAGGGUGUCCUUAGGCAUCACCACCGUUCUCACCAUGUCAACCAUCAUCACCGGGGUGAACGCCUCCAUGCCUCGCGUGUCCUACAUCAAGGCUGUGGACAUCUACCUGUGGGUCAGCUUCGUCUUCGUCUUCCUCUCCGUCCUGGAGUAUGCGGCGGUGAACUAUCUCACCACGGUAAAAGACGGGAAAGAGCGUAAGCUCAGGGAAAAGGCGAGAGAACAGGCUCUGUCCUGCACAUGUGGCAUGUCCCACGCCAGGACCAUGAUGCUGGAUGGCACAUACAGCGAGGCCGACGCCAACAGCCUGGCGGGCUACACCCGCACCCCUGUUGCCUCCGCUGCCGAGGAGCCCCCCGAGAAGCAGGAGCGCAUGGUGGUUCAUCUCUCCCUUGACAACGAGUCGAUGGGCACCAAGAAGAAAGGCCUCCGGGGCCUCCGCAUCAUCCAGAACACCCAUGCCAUUGACACCUACUCUCGCAUGAUCUUCCCUGGCGCUUACAUCUUCUUCAACCUCAUAUACUGGGCUGUGUACUGGUGAGCUGCCCCAUGGCUGACGACACCAGUAUAGACCUAAAAACAAUUAUGCUUCUGCUUUUUGAAGUAAAAUGAAUGAAGUGGAAAAAAAAAAAAUCCCAGCAAUACCCAUCUGGGAAAAAAGUAAAUCAAGAAAGUCUCAUGUUGUUCAGCUGGAAAUGCUACUGGGCUCUCAAAGAACUGGAUGUAAUUUCUCUGAGAACAUUUCUGUGAAAACCUCCGAGAUGGCAGUAGGAGGUUUCACUUCUCAGAUGUCAUAUUGUUCACCAUGAAGACUGAUGCAACCCGAGGAGACUUUCCCAAAGCUCUGAUCUACCCACCACAUUUAUAUUUGGGUUAGAUGGCACGCUCUGCUGAGUGGGAUUUAAAUCAACUUACUUUGGCUUGGCUCACUCCCCUAUUUGUAUGAAUUACUGGUGUCAUGCCACCACAUUGGCAGAGAUAUCUGUUCAGAUUCUAGUUUGGUCAGUUUUGUGCUUUCUGCAUAUUUGGUGCUGAUCUCCUAGCUAGCCAUUUUUGCUUACCAUGGCAUUCCAAAACCACUACAUUUACCUCUAUUCAAGAGAACCAGCAUCCAGUGCAUAAGGUGAACCAGAUUUGCAGGUCCUUAUGAAAAGGAUUAGAAUGCUUAUACAGUCACAGCUUGGUUUUGCCAGUUACAUUAAGUACAGUGCAUAUGUUAGUAGAUGUAUUCCUAUUAUUUGUUAUGGUGGAACACUUUAAAGGUGGCCAGUAUCCCUCAUGAGAAGUGCAUCUAAUCUUAGAAUAUGUCUGAUGGUUAGAUUUUGUUUACAUUUAUUCAUUUUUGGAGUAAAAGCAAACUGAUUCUAACCAUUGUACCUUAAUUUCUUGGAAAUGCUGUACAGGGCUCUGUGUAUCAUGGAGUGUUUAGGUGCUGUCUGUCAGAAGUGGGUUAUAUGUUGUCUCACAUGGGGUGACAUUUUACUUGACGUAUGUUUUCUGACACUUUUCAGGCCUUCUGAUAUAUGCCUCCAAGAUUUCAUUAUCUGCACAAUAUGCAUUUGUGAUUGGUCAUAACUCCUUCAGUAUUCCUUCAGUAGCAUUGUGGUCAUGUUGUCAGAGUGUUAUAAGGAAGAAAUGCUUUACUUUUUUGACCUUCAUCACUUUAAAUAAUCUUACAUUAAAUAAUAAAUACUUAUAUUAAAUAAAUCCUGAAAUAUUUAAAUAUAGGUAUUAAAUCAUAUUAUGUAAGUUACAACCAAAACAGGAAGUAUUAUCUCUACUUCUUUCGACUGAAAUGACUAAAAAUAGAAAAACUGAAAGUCCAUACAUAGACAAAACAGAUUGAUUGGCAGGAUAGUCAAAAAAAGUAUUCCUUCAUAUUUCUUAGUUCUUUUUUUUUUUUUUUAAGUAGUCUUCCUAGAGCAAUGCAUCUACCCAGAAGUGUUGUACCACUUAUAUUGUUAAAUAAUGUGUUCGGAAUGUAUUUGUCAAUUUAUUCUCUUUCAUAUGUUUAUGUGAGAUUUACUCACUGAUUUGAUGAACUUGGGCAGCCUUAACAGUCAGUUGUCUGUGAGGAUUGCCUACAGUUUACAACCCAGCUGGUUGACCUUCUUAGAUGGGUUUUGGAAAUUUGCCUUGACUUACUUGGGUUUAUUUGGUUCAAUAGAGGAUCCUCUUGAGUACAAGUUACUAAUAUAAAUAAGAAAGUUGUCUUCUAGUAACUAUUUGAGCAGUCUCACUUAUCUUGAUUUUACAUACACUGAUUUGUUUUAGUCAAUUUUAUGUAGUUUAUUUAUUGAUUGGUUGAUUUUUGCUUGUACUCAAGCGACUGUCUGUUAGACACACUCGUCAGCUCAGUCUCAGAAUGCAGGUCUCCUAUAGGACAUCUGGACAAAAGGUGUCCAUUCAGAUCAGUGAAGGCAUUUUGCUGCUUUAACCAAUCAUGUGUAGAGCUUCUCUUCUGCCAGGAUUCCAGCAUGCUCUCUGAACCAAAAGCACACCCCACCAUGCUACUCCAUGCAUUGGGAGGCUGACAACAGCACCACAUCUACAUAAAGAUGAAUGAAUGUAUACUACUUCUUUAUCUGCAGACAUUCCAAAAUAAUUAAUAGGCCUAAAUGUUUGGAAAUUAAAUGCAUGAAGAUCUUUUGUGAGCUUAUGUCCAUGAUAGUUCUGUAACUAUCUGUUUGUU